Messenger RNA from Neogale vison (American mink), 3391 nucleotides. It is a transcript of the gene MARK2, whose product is annotated as microtubule affinity regulating kinase 2. The record is from RefSeq and is a predicted model, not a curated record. Lineage: Eukaryota; Metazoa; Chordata; Mammalia; Carnivora; Mustelidae. Gene Ontology annotation, biological process: protein phosphorylation; intracellular signal transduction; microtubule cytoskeleton organization. Gene Ontology annotation, cellular component: cytoplasm. Bases 374 to 2740 code for a protein of 788 amino acids. Gene Ontology annotation, molecular function: protein serine/threonine kinase activity; tau-protein kinase activity; ATP binding. The transcript has 19 exons.
AGCAGCAGGUCCGGCGGCGGCUGCCUGUGUGCCGGGCGCGGAGCAGUGCCGCUGAGGGCAGGGGAGGAGCGAGGCAGGCGGCCGGCUGCGGCGGCAGAGAGUAGGCGGAGCGGCGCGGCCCGGCCGAAAGGCGGCACAGCCCAGCCGGGGGUCGGGGGGGUGCGGUCCGGAGCCGCUCGGAGCCGGCGCGGCCUAGCCCGAGCGGCGCAUCCCCGGGCUGGCGUGAGCGGCUGCCCGGCCUCCCCGCACCCCCGGCCGGGGCCCAUGCGGCGGGUGCCCCUGCUGUGAGAAGCCCCGCCCGGCCGGGCUCCGCGCCUUCCCUUCCCUCCCUUCCUCCAAGCUUCUCGGUUCCCUCCCCUGAGAUACCGGCGCCAUGUCCAGCGCCCGGACCCCCCUACCCACGCUGAACGAGAGGGACACGGAGCAGCCCACCCUGGGACACCUCGACCCCAAGCCCAGCAGUAAGUCCAACAUGCUGCGGGGCCGCAACUCAGCCGCCUCUGCUGACGAGCAGCCCCACAUCGGCAACUACCGACUUCUUAAGACCAUCGGCAAGGGCAACUUUGCCAAGGUGAAGCUGGCCCGGCACAUCCUGACCGGGAAAGAGGUAGCUGUGAAGAUCAUUGACAAGACUCAACUAAACUCCUCCAGCCUCCAGAAGCUAUUCCGCGAAGUAAGAAUAAUGAAGGUUUUGAAUCACCCCAACAUAGUUAAGUUAUUUGAAGUGAUCGAGACUGAGAAAACUCUAUACCUUGUGAUGGAGUACGCCAGCGGAGGAGAGGUGUUUGACUACCUGGUGGCCCACGGCAGGAUGAAAGAAAAAGAGGCUCGAGCCAAAUUCCGCCAGAUAGUGUCUGCUGUGCAGUACUGCCACCAGAAGUUCAUUGUUCACAGAGACUUAAAGGCAGAAAACCUGCUCUUGGAUGCUGAUAUGAACAUCAAGAUUGCAGACUUUGGCUUCAGCAACGAAUUCACCUUUGGGAACAAGCUGGACACCUUCUGUGGCAGUCCCCCCUAUGCUGCCCCAGAGCUCUUCCAGGGCAAAAAAUACGACGGACCCGAGGUAGAUGUGUGGAGCCUGGGAGUCAUCCUGUAUACGCUGGUCAGCGGAUCCCUGCCUUUUGACGGACAGAACCUCAAGGAGCUACGGGAGCGGGUACUGAGGGGGAAAUACCGCAUUCCGUUCUACAUGUCCACGGACUGUGAAAACCUGCUUAAGAAAUUUCUCAUUCUCAACCCCAGCAAGAGAGGCACUUUAGAGCAAAUCAUGAAAGAUCGAUGGAUGAAUGUGGGUCACGAAGACGAUGAAUUAAAGCCUUACGUGGAGCCGCUCCCUGACUACAAGGACCCCCGGCGGACAGAAUUGAUGGUGUCCAUGGGUUACACGCGGGAGGAGAUCCAGGACUCGCUGGUGGGCCAGAGGUACAACGAGGUGAUGGCCACCUACCUGCUCCUGGGCUACAAGAGCUCCGAGUUGGAGGGCGACACCAUCACCUUGAAGCCCCGGCCUUCGGCCGAUCUGACCAACAGCAGUGCCCCUUCCCCCUCCCACAAGGUACAGCGUAGUGUCUCAGCCAACCCCAAGCAGCGGCGCUUCAGUGACCAGGCAGCUGGUCCUGCCAUUCCCACAUCUAAUUCCUACUCUAAGAAGACGCAGAGUAACAAUGCAGAGAAUAAGCGGCCUGAGGAAGACCGGGAGGCGGGGCGGAAGGCCAGCAGCACAGCCAAAGUGCCUGCCAGCCCCCUGCCUGGCCUGGAGAGGAAGAAGACCACCCCCACCCCUUCCACGAACAGCGUCCUCUCCACCAGCACAAAUCGAAGCAGGAAUUCCCCGCUUUUGGAGAGGGCCAGCCUUGGGCAGGCCUCCAUCCAGAACGGCAAAGACAGCCUAACCAUGCCAGGGUCCCGGGCCUCCACGGCUUCUGCUUCCGCCGCGGUCUCUGCGGCCCGGCCCCGCCAGCACCAGAAAUCCAUGUCGGCCUCCGUGCACCCCAACAAGGCCACUGGGCUGCCCCCCACGGACAGUAACUGUGAGGUGCCGCGGCCCAGCACAGCCCCCCAGCGUGUCCCUGUCGCCUCCCCCUCCGCCCACAACAUCAGCAGCAGUGGUGGAGCCCCAGACCGAACUAAUUUCCCCCGGGGUGUGUCCAGUCGAAGCACCUUCCACGCUGGACAGCUCCGGCAGGUCCGGGACCAGCAGAAUUUGCCCUACGGUGUGACCCCAGCCUCUCCCUCUGGCAAUAGCCAGGGCCGGCGGGGGGCCUCAGGGAGCAUCUUCAGCAAAUUCACUUCCAAGUUUGUACGCAGAAAUCUGUCUUUCAGGUUUGCCAGAAGGAACCUGAAUGAACCUGAAAGCAAAGACCGAGUGGAGACGCUCAGACCUCACGUGGUGGGCGGCGGAGGCAAUGACAAGGACAAAGAGGAGUUCCGGGAGGCCAAGCCGCGCUCUCUUCGCUUCACGUGGAGUAUGAAGACCACCAGCUCCAUGGAGCCCAACGAGAUGAUGCGGGAGAUCCGCAAGGUGCUGGACGCGAACAGCUGCCAGAGCGAGCUGCACGAGAAGUACAUGCUGCUGUGCAUGCACGGGGCGCCGGGCCACGAGAACUUCGUGCAGUGGGAGAUGGAGGUGUGCAAACUGCCGCGGCUCUCUCUCAACGGGGUCCGAUUCAAGCGGAUAUCGGGCACCUCCAUGGCCUUCAAAAACAUUGCCUCCAAAAUAGCCAACGAGCUCAAGCUUUAACGGGCUGCCGGGAGCCGGGGGGCGCCGGAGGCGGGCCGGCCGGACGGAGCUGCUGGGGCCGGGCUCCCACCCACCCGGGCGAGACUGCGGACGGGAUUGCCGUGUCUCCCCCUGCUGGCACUUCUCCCCUCCCGCCCUUCUUGGUUUUUUUUCUUCCAUGUUUGGGGGGGACAGGAGACGGUCCUUUCCCCCCAACAUUGACCCCUGCCCGGAAAGUCCCCCUUCCCCCCUCUCCCCCACAGGAGGCAAAGGAAGGGGAGGGGGUGGGGGGGCAGGGUCCCCCCUCGGUACUGCGGUUGCACAGAGUAUUUCGCCUAAACCAAGAAAUUUUUUAUUACCAAAAAGAAAAAAGAAAAAAAAAAAAUCCCAGCGGCCACCUUUCCUCCCUGCCCCAUUGGGACAGUCGAGACUGGAUCUGUGGGGUUUCCCGGGAGGGCGGCUCAGGGCUGGGACACUCAGGCAAGAGUGGUGGAGUUCCCUGUCAGGCCCUCCGCCAGGCCCACUUUGGGCUUCUCCCCUCUCCUUCCCCCCUUCCCCUCCAAGCAAACCACCAGAGGUGGCCUUCCCCUGACCUCAGGCCCCAGGGCUGGAGGCCUGGAUGGCCGGGCCAGGGGCCAGGGGCGGGGUGCUGCGCAGCCCUGAGGUGGGGGG